Oryza sativa Japonica Group (Japanese rice) is the source of this 969-nucleotide messenger RNA. Its product is annotated as NAD(P)H-quinone oxidoreductase subunit U, chloroplastic. NCBI's taxonomy places the organism in Eukaryota, Viridiplantae, Streptophyta, Magnoliopsida, Poales, Poaceae. Gene Ontology annotation, cellular component: chloroplast; chloroplast thylakoid membrane; NAD(P)H dehydrogenase complex (plastoquinone). The record is from RefSeq and is a predicted model, not a curated record.
UAUUUCCAUCCCCACCUCCCUUAUCUCCCGCGCUCCACACUCUCCACUCCCCGCCAUGGCUGCCGUUGGCGUCGUCUCCCCGCCGGCGCCGCCCGCCGUGGCCGCCGCCUCCACCUCGUCCCCGCGCCGCCGCGUCCGCCUCCCCCUCGGCCGUGUCUCCUCCUCCGCGGCGUCGUUCCGCGCCCGGUGCGCCGCCGCCGCGGAAGACGGCGGCGCCACGGCCGCCCCCGAGGACGCCGCGGCGGCGGCGGCGGUGGCGGAAGCCGUGGAGGGGGACCCCGAGGCCGGGACGGACGUCGCCGGCGGCGCCGCGACGUCGACGCGGCCGCCGUACUCGCUCAUCUCCGCCGACAACGUGCAGAAGGCGAUGCGCGGCCUCGCAAUCACAGAAUGUGAUCAUUAUGGGAGGCUUGGGAUCACCAGAUCAGCUUCUACCGAUGAGGUUAAAGCCGCCUACGAGAAGAAGUGCGAAGAACUGAAUAGCAAAGGAUUGGAAGAAGAGGAAAUCAACAAGGAGCAUGACCUCCUAAAGGAAUCUUUUACCAUACUAUGGACCGAGGAAGAGAGAAGAUUAUACGAUUGGAGUUUGGCAAGAAGUGGAAAGCCUGAGCGAUAUGUCUGGCCUUUCGAAGUCGAUCCCAUGGAGCUAGCACCAGAUCCUCCAAAGGAACCAGAAGAUGAGUUCCCAACAAAGCUGGUUGGCUACUUUUUCCUGGCAUGGUUCAUACUAUCUGUUGCCUUGUCAGUAACCCUCAACAGAUGAUGAGUAGCUGUAGUUGUAAUCCAGCACUCCUUUCGGCGUCACCAUGAAUGCUCUGCAUGACUACAUGUAUACUGAUUAUGGUAACUAAAGUAAAGCGCGUAAAAAUCGCUGAAUGCGUAUGUACAGAUCAUGUUUAUAUGUCUCUAAAUCUUUCAAGGAAUCGAUGAGCCAUUUUAUACCAAUGCAAAUGAGUUUUUCCAAAUACA